Brachypodium distachyon (stiff brome) is the source of this 1238-nucleotide messenger RNA. Its product is annotated as elongation factor P. Gene Ontology annotation, cellular component: cytoplasm. The transcript is spliced from 11 exons. Gene Ontology annotation, molecular function: translation elongation factor activity. The record is from RefSeq and is a predicted model, not a curated record. NCBI's taxonomy places the organism in Eukaryota, Viridiplantae, Streptophyta, Magnoliopsida, Poales, Poaceae. Gene Ontology annotation, biological process: peptide biosynthetic process; translational elongation. The coding region runs from base 94 to 843 and encodes 249 amino acids.
UUAGGUCUCCACCGGCCAGGCCGGCGAUCUAUUCCAUUCAACCUCGCCGCGCCGCGCAGUCAGUGGUAAAGAACGGCGAACCCCGUCUCCGCGAUGCAGAUCCUCCGGCGGAAAUUUCUCGAAGCUUCCGGCGGCCUCUCCCUGCACCUCCUCCGCUCUCCACCUCCCGCUCGCCACCUCCACCGCCACGCCCAUGCCGUCUCCACCUUCUCCGCCGCCCGGGGGGCCGCGCCCGCCGGCUCCAUCAGCGCCACCCCGUGGGCCGCCACCCAGCGCCGCGGCGCGAAAAUGCUCGGCUCCGACGUGAAACUUGGAAAUGUAAUACAGAGAAAAGGUCACAUUUAUCAGGUGAUAAAAGCACAACAUUCACAUCAAGGAAGAGGAGGAGCCACAAUACAGGUUGAACUGAGGGAUGUUGACACUGGAAACAAAAUAGUAGAAAGAUUUCGUACUGAUGAGGCUCUCGAGAGAGUUUUUGUUGAGGAGAAGUCUUUCACAUAUCUGUAUCAGGAAGGAGACAACGUGGCACUUAUGGAGCCUAACACAUUUGAGCAAAUAGAGGUUUCGAAGGAUCUGUUUGGCAAAGCCGCUGCAUAUCUGAAAGAUGAGAUGAGGGUGACUCUACAAUACUAUGAUGGCCGGGCAGUGUCUGGUUCAGUGCCUCCCCGUGUGACUUGCACCGUCGUUGAAGCACAGCCUAAUACUAAAGGGCUAACUGCUCAACCUCAAUAUAAAAGGGUCUUGCUGGAUAAUGGUCUUACUGUGCUUGCACCUCCUUUCAUCGAAGCAGGUGAGAGCAUUGUUAUUACUACCGUGGAUGAUUCAUAUGUGACGAGGGCCUAGUGACAGUAUCAUGUAGAUGACGCUUUGUGCCCUGCAAAUUGGGAUUCGACUUGCACUAUCUUAGAUAAGUUUUCUUUGCCAUUGCCCAUUGGCAUUCUGAAUCUGCCCCGGGCGAAAAGGGCACCCGCUUUAUACCAAGAAUGCAGUGUUCAGCAACACAUUUUGUUUUCACAGGUAAUUUUAGCUGGCUUCUCGUUUUUAGUGUUAUCAUAACACAAUUUCACUGUGGUAAGUCAUGAAAAAAUCGAUAUAGAACCUAUAUUGUGCUACGCAGGCACAGAGUGAAAUGUAUUUGCCUUUGUACGCCUCACUGUCUUGUGAAAAUAUACUGGGAUUUGCCCAAUCAUUUCCAUGCAGAUAUGCAGAUGAAAAUCAAUUACUUAUAUUAUUGUUCC